Cuscuta europaea is the source of this 2069-nucleotide messenger RNA. NCBI's taxonomy places the organism in Eukaryota, Viridiplantae, Streptophyta, Magnoliopsida, Solanales, Convolvulaceae. The record is from the annotation of a GenBank genome assembly.
GUGGUGAAGAAGUCCAAGUCAACGGCCGAACACUCAGUUGAAUAGGUUCUCAUGGCUUCAGCCAGUGCUUCUGCCGUAGCCGGAGAUGUCAUCCACGUGUUCUGGCACGAAGGUAUGCUGAACCACGACGCUGGUAGAGGCGUGUUUGACUCCAGGAUUGACCCCGGCUUUCUAGAUGUGCUGGAGAAUCACCCAGAGAAUUGUGAGGAAUAUGGUCUCCAUCCUCAAAAGAGGCCCAAUUUCUCCCUUCCUUUCUUGGCACCGUUGAAGACCUGCUCUCAUCUCCGAGUUGCUCUCUUUCCAUACCCAAGAGUAUGUAAAUGAACUGAUUGAAGCAGAUAAAAGUGGUGGGAAAGAACUCUGUUCAGGAACAUUCUUGAAACAAGGAUCAUGGGACUGUGCCCUACUUGCAGCGGGUACAACAUUGUCUGCAAUGAAGCACAUACUCGACGGGCAUGCUAACAUGGCCUACUCGUUGGUCAGGCCGCCUGGCCAUCACGCCCAACCGUCUCAAGCGGACGGCUAUUGUUUCCUCAACAAUGCCGGCCUUGCUAUUAAACUAGCUCUGGAUGCUGGUCAUGCAAAGGUUGCGGUUAUUGACAUUGAUGUCCACUAUGGAAACGGGACUGCACAAGGUUUUUUUUGUUCAGAAAAAGUUCUCACCGUGUCUCUUCAUAUGAACCAUGGAUCUUGGGGUCCCUCCCAUCCGCAGAGGGGAACAGUAGAUGAGCUUGGAAAGGGAAAAGGGUUUGGGUAUAACUUGAAUAUUCCUUUGCCCAAUGGAACGGGAGAUAGGGGCUAUGCUUGUGCAAUGACACAUUUAGUCAUCCCUGCUAUUGAGAAGUUUGAGCCUGAUUUGGUAGUUUUUGUUAUUGGCCUGGACUCUAGUGCUUUUGAUCCAAAUGGAAGGCAGUGCUUGACAAUGGACGGUUACAGGGAGAUAGGACGGGCAGUCCGAUUCCUUGCUGACAAAUAUUGCAAGGGCAGGCUCUUAAUUGUUCAAGAAAGGAGGGUAUCACAUCACUUACUCAGCUUAUUGCCUCCACGCGACUCUCGAAGGUGUGCUCAAUGUUUCAGAACAUGUUCUAUUGCCUGAUCCGAUUGCUCAUUAUCCCGAAGAUGAAUCGUUUUCCACUAAAGCUAUUGAGGAUAUCAGAAAGUACCUGAGAGAUGUUGCCCCAUUCUUCAAGUACUCGUAGUUAUGAGGCGCAUAGGAAAGUCGGUCUCUUUCCUGAAAUAUUGACAGGUAAAAUCACAACCAAAGUGGAUGUCUUCAGUUUUGGGAUGGUUCUGAUGGAACUGUUGACAGGCUUAACGGCACUUGAUGAACGUCGUUCAGAGGAGAGGAGAUAUUUGUUAGAUUGGUUUUGGAAAAUGAGAAGAGGGAAAGAGACGCUUCUGGCUGGCAUUGAUCCAACCCUUGAACCAAAAGAAGAAAUCUAUGAUAGUAUUUGUAUCAUUGUGGAGUUAGCCGGGCAUUGCACGUCAAGUGAUCCAAACCAUCGGCCCGAAAUGGGGCACGCCGUUAAUGUGUUAGCUCAACAGGUUGAGACAUGGAAGCCCGUGGAUUCUCCCGUCAUUGAUUUCUCUUUGCCUCUUCCUCAAAUGUUAAAAAUAUGGAAAAAUGAGCGCACUGAAGAUUUCAGUUACCUUAGUCAGUACAGCAAGAGAUGAAUGGUAGAGAUCUCUUUUGAUUUUUAUGUGACGGUGAUGGGAGGCAAGCCACGACCAUCGGGAAACCAAUCAUCCAUUGAUGCAAUAUCAUUUUAUAGUUAAAAUGAAAAUUCUCAUAGGUCUAUGAUUUGGUGCUCUGAAGGAGAUAUACUGCCUGCCAUCUUGUAUUUGGGGGUGUUUCUUUGUGGCCGGCCAUCUUUCCUCAAUUUUGUGCAAAAAGUUUGCAAUCUAUCUCUCUCUAAUUAUAUAUAAUAAUUAGAAAAUUUGAAAUUCUUUAACUUUUUUAAUUAUCAAGGAAAUUUAAAGUGAUGGAUGGUUUGUGAAGUUUGUGCGGGGGAUUGGCAUGUGGUUUUGUAACAUAAUAAAAUGGAGGCACUACUUUGACAAUGUGGACG